UUAGAACGACGCCGUUAAGAGUUCUAGCUUCCCAAAAACCUCCUUCGACAGAAAGGGGAAACAACUCCUCUUGUAUAUCUAAAAUCUCUGAUAGCAUUAAUAUAUGAAUCUCACAGAUUGAAAAAUUGAGGAAACUGGAAUCUUGAAAAGGGUGAAGAAAUGGUGUUAGUGUUAGCUCUAGGGGAUUUACACAUCCCCCACAGAGCAUCUGAUCUGCCUGCAAAGUUUAAGUCAAUGCUCGUUCCCGGCAAGAUCCAACACAUCAUUUGUACCGGCAAUCUUUCCAUCAAAGAAGUUCAUGACUACUUGAAGACCCUUUGUCCUGAUUUGCAUAUUGUUCGAGGUGAAUAUGAUGAGGAUACACGAUAUCCAGAAACUAAAACACUUACUAUUGGUCAAUUCAAGUUGGGACUAUGCCAUGGCCAUCAGGUCAUUCCAUGGGGAGACUUGGACUCGCUAGCAAUGCUCCAGAGGCAAUUGGAUGUAGACAUCCUUGUGACAGGUCAUAGUCAUCAGUUCACAGCUUACAAACAUGAGGGAGGAGUUGUUAUAAACCCAGGAUCCGCAACUGGUGCCUACAGUAGCAUCACCUAUGAUGUGAAUCCUAGCUUUGUCCUUAUGGAUAUCGAUGGCUUACGUGUUGUGGUGUAUGUGUAUGAGCUCAUUGAUGGAGAGGUUAAAGUCGACAAGAUCGAUUUUAAGAAGACAAGUACCGCAACUCAUUCUUCUACUCACUAAAAAUUGAGCAGAUUCGCUGCUUGUUUGGAUAUCCUUGAUAUAAUCAGUUUGUAAUCUGUGUAACUCGAAGUGUGUGUUGCACCAAUGGAACUUUUUCUUAACUUGUGAUUAGAAAAAUUAGCCAUAGGAUUAGUAGUUUCUAGCAUUUCUUUUUCUUGAUUCUCAAAGAAUUUGGUCAGGCUGAUACAUAAAAGAUGAUACAGUGUUCUUCUUUUCUCGUCUCUUAGUUGUUAAAGCAUUUGCUGUCUAUAUGAUGAAUGUAUUACAUUGAAUUUAACGGGAGAGAUACGGUUUUGACUGA
Messenger RNA from Mercurialis annua (annual mercury), 1039 nucleotides. Its product is annotated as vacuolar protein sorting-associated protein 29. Gene Ontology annotation, cellular component: endosome; retromer complex. Gene Ontology annotation, biological process: retrograde transport, endosome to Golgi; intracellular protein transport. The coding region runs from base 160 to 738 and encodes 192 amino acids. The record is from RefSeq and is a predicted model, not a curated record. The transcript is spliced from 4 exons. Lineage: Eukaryota; Viridiplantae; Streptophyta; Magnoliopsida; Malpighiales; Euphorbiaceae.